Molecule: messenger RNA, 3967 nt
Organism: Sander lucioperca (pikeperch)
Lineage: Eukaryota; Metazoa; Chordata; Actinopteri; Perciformes; Percidae
Gene: socs7
Product: suppressor of cytokine signaling 7
Exons: 10
Coding region: 447-3038 (863 amino acids)
Biological process (GO): phosphatidylinositol phosphate biosynthetic process; intracellular signal transduction
Cellular component (GO): phosphatidylinositol 3-kinase complex
Molecular function (GO): 1-phosphatidylinositol-3-kinase regulator activity
Source: RefSeq, a predicted model, not a curated record
GGUAAAGCCCUGUGAUAUUAAAACGCCACGGACUAAUUUAUAGUUCCCAUCAUCGGUGCUCAUAAAGUGGUAUUAUGGGCUGAGCGGAGGAGGAGCGGGUGGGGCCUGGCUGGGAACACAGAGGCAGACUGUGGUCACUGACCGGAGACUCUACUGGCUUUUAUUCGACUGAAAUCCGACCGCAUGUCUGACCCAGGGGUCCGCCUGCUGCCGGGAGCAAACGGCACCCAUUUCGCCAAAAUUUGACGGAUGGAUGCUGUGCUGUCGUAGAAGAGGAGGAUGAACAAAACGCGUGAUAUAUUGUUUGGCAAUUUCGCUCAUCGCCUAUUUAUGGGAGGCAGCGGCGGCUUGGCCCGUUCUUUAUUAUAGGAAACAGAUCUCCGCGGUUAGCUAUGUGAAGAGCAGAUCGCCCAAUAAUUCUCGUUUCGCGAUCCUGAGGAAUAAUUAUGAACAACACGCAAGAUAUGUCGCCCGAUUUUGUGUUGAUGCGCCUGGUUUCCGCGGCCGAGGAUGACCGCUUGGACGCGGAAAACGGGAAUCUGCCGCCGGGAGGAGUGGUGGCAGGGCUGGGGAAGGAGGUCCUGGCUCACAGCGGCGUCAAAGCGGGUUUGGAUAUCAGCCGAGAUCCGACUGCGGGCCUCGAGCAUUCUAGCAGCCGCCUGAACAAAGCCCAGCCGAGCGGCGAGGGCACGGCUGCACCUGACUCCGGGGUGACGGAGAGCCGAGCACCGCUGUCCGCGCCUCCUCCGCCGCAGAGCCCCAUGGAGGCCCAGGGAUUUGACUUCGCUCCCAGCCCCGGCCUACGGCCUCAGCUGCUCGUCUUCUCCAAUAUAAUGCGGAACGGAGAAGGGAUUUUAGAAUUAGACCGUCGGAAUCAGCCGAGGGAUGCUCUGGGUUUGGACCAGAGCCCGGGGUCUGCAGGCUGCUCCGACCCGGCUGUCAAUAACAACACACUGAGUCCCGGAGACGUUCAGCAGCAGCAGCAGCAGCAGAGCCUGCUGGACCGGACAUGGGGAGCGCAUCCGCCGGUUUCUGUAACCGCGGAGAUGCAGGGAGCUGCGGAGCUCUGCCGCCAACACCGACUCAUCACUACCCCGCCCGAGUGGCCCUUGUUGUCGCAAACAUCCAGCCCUCUCACCGUGAUUGACUCUAAAUGGGGAUGCGCCUCCAGGGACAGAGAGGGAGCCGUGUUUGAGCUGGCCCGACGGUUCGGGGAGCUGGGGGUCGGCGCGGUACCCAAGAUGCUGUUCAAAGCAGGGGAGCUCCCGCAGUGUUCGUGUCAGGGUGCACACAGGCCGGCAGGAGGUGGAGUGGAGCCCGGGGAUGACCCGACAGAGACCAGCGAUGCUUUGUUGGUGCUGGAGGGGCUUGGAAGCGGGGAUGUUGCAGGCCUGGCCAUGGACGAGUGUCCGGAGGGUGAGCCGGAUGAUGAGAACGGACGCCGUGAGUUUUUACUCAACAGGAAAAGGGAAAUAGUUCAGAAAAUGUCCGGGGCUUUCUCCAUCAGCAGCUUCCAAGUGGAGCUGAGGAGGCAGGUGGAGGGGAUGGCCCACGCGGCGACCGAAUCGGCGCCAGCGGCAGCGCACCUUGGCGCGCAGGUGUGCAGCCUCCACGGGAACAUAACCAGCCGGCUCUCGCAGCAGGUAAACUCUGGCGAUUCAGAGGCGGUCGCCCAGGUUUCAGCCACGUCACCUACACCGGUCCAGAGCUCACCGUGGGCCACAAGCCCAAACCUGAGCCAGGCGUCGACACCCAGGAGGCGGCCGGAGCGGUGCGCCAGCGCGCCGCGGACUCCCACAGGCAGCUGGGCCGCGGGUGGAGAAAAGACGCUCAAAGUUCCAGGGAAGUCCAAAAAGGGCUCGUUAAAGAUCCGCCUGAGUAAACUGUUCCGGACUAAAAGCUGCAGCGGCUCCAAUCACCUGCUGGACAAGAGGCCCUCGGUGACCUACUCCGUGUCUUCUGCCGGGAGUCUGGUGGACAUGGCGAGCCACGCGGGAGCUGAGCAAGACGCAGACAGCCACAGCCAGCCCAGACUGACCAGGGCCCACAGUGCCUUCUCCCCCGCCUCCCUCUCUGCCUCCCUCUCUGCUUUCACUGGUGAGACAGUUUCCCUGGUGGAUGUGGAUAUUUCGCGGCGGGGGGCAAACACGCCACACCCUCCCACGCCUCCCCCUCCUCCACGCCGAAGUCUCAGUUUGUUAGAUGACUUUGCUGGGCCUCAGCCUGGGCCUUUCCUAGUGAGUGUUAUGGGCGCCUCCCUGCAGUCCCUCCCCCUGCCUCUCCCUCCUCCUCCUCCUCCCUCCCACGCCACCAUCCAGCACAGUCUCAGCCUCAAUGAGUCCUUCCUCCGGGCCCUCCCUCAUUCGACCCCAUUGCCGGCUGACGCUGCACCCCCUUCCAGACAGGUCCCGCCCCCCAUGUUGUGCGCCCUGCGGCGGUCUGAAGCCAGCAACUUCACCGCCAGUCUGAGAGAGCUGGAGAAGUGUGGCUGGUACUGGGGUCCGAUGAACUGGGAGGACGCAGAGAUGAAGCUGAAGGGGAAACCGGACGGAUCCUUCCUGGUCCGAGACAGUUCAGACCCCCGGUACAUCCUGAGCCUCAGCUUCAGGUCGCAGGCAGUCACACACCACACACGCAUGGAGCACUACCGAGGGACGUUCAGCUUGUGGUGCCACCCGAAGUUUGAGGACCGCUGCCACUCGGUGGUGGAGUUCAUCGAGCGGGCCAUCAUGCACUCCAAGAACGGCAAAUUCCUCUACUUCCUCCGCUCCAGAGUCCCAGGGCUUCCUCCCACCCCGGUUCAGCUGCUGUAUCCUGUAUCCCGCUUCAGCAACGUGAAGUCACUACAACAUCUCUGUCGCUUCUGCAUCCGACAAAUGGUCCGCAUCGACCACAUCCAGGAGCUUCCACUGCCCAGACCGCUAAUAUCCUACCUGAGUAAGUUUUAUUACUACGACCCCGAGGAGGAGACGUACCUGUCAAUCAAGAGCAUCCGGAGAGCUGUGGGAGCCGAGCAAGAGGCCGAGUCACAGACGUAGCAGCAGCGAUCUUCUCAGCUCAAGUUUCUGCAUGGAGGACUGAUCUGUAGGCUACUGGACUGCUAGUCUUCCAGCAUCAGCCAAUCAGAGUCCUCUGGAAAUCUCUCCAGCUGGACUAGGAUGGACCUGCCUCUCUCUUGACUUGGACUAACAAAAAGAGGGACGAGUGUUUGCAGCCGGAUGGCGGGAAAACUGUCAAUGAGACGUUCAGGUGCAGAGGACUCAGCCUCGUCUUCAGAGGGACUGCAGAGAUGUUCUCACCUGCAGACCUGUCGGUUUGAAACAAAAGGGAGAAUUAUGAACUUGAUUUGCAAAUUUCCUGAAGCUACUGAACUGGACUUUUAAAACACAAUGCACUGGUCAAUUUGUACAACUGUUGUUUGCUGCCGUUUCCUUGUUUUUCCUUCUAUUCUGUCAAAAAGAGGGUUUUUUGGAUUAAAAGUUGCCCUCAGGGGAGAUAUACACACAGAGGCAGGGCAGCAGAGGCCCAUCACCUAGCAUUCAGGGUCGGUCAGUCGAGGGGUUUAAGAGAGACAGGCCGCCAUGUUGGAGGCCCUAUGAUCUUUGUUUUUUCUCCCUGGAAAUCUCAAAAUUACAGCAGUGCUAAUAAAGUGCUUCUUCUACGGGGAUGGAUUUGAUAAAACGUUUACAACGUCUAAACUUUUAAGUACUAUCUGGAAGAUUUUCAUUUGAAUAAAUGUCUUUAAAGUCACUAUCUAUCGCCAAGUGAGGAUACACAAUGGUGACUCACUGAUGAAAGCCCUUGCAUUUGCAUUAUUAUGAGUAUAAGUAUUAUGAACUGGGUGUCUGUGGCGACGGCAUUGACAGGAAAAAUCACAAGCGGCGCACAGUUAGUGAUGCGUUUUUAUCAUAGUUGCUGUUUACAUCUGGACACGUUUUAACAAGACAAGGGAAAAAUACACCAAAGG